Messenger RNA from Lotus japonicus, 1042 nucleotides. RefSeq lists its product as uncharacterized. Gene Ontology annotation, biological process: female meiotic nuclear division; male meiotic nuclear division. The transcript is spliced from 5 exons. Bases 41 to 799 code for a protein of 252 amino acids. The record is from RefSeq and is a predicted model, not a curated record. NCBI's taxonomy places the organism in Eukaryota, Viridiplantae, Streptophyta, Magnoliopsida, Fabales, Fabaceae.
UAAUUUUAAGUGAAACACAGUAGUCAGUUUGUUCAGAUAUAUGAAUGUUCUAUUAACCUGCAUACAAGAGUUCUUGACCACACAUAAUUGCUUGUGUUCUCACUGCCCUUCCUCCAUGGAAUUGGAGAUUGGAGGCACUCAUUCAGAUCUCACUCUUGUAGAGUCAUGGUUUGCUUCUGAUGCAUCUACUGGGUAUCUUGAAGAUGCUAUUGUUGGCUGGGAUAUUUGGUGCAAGCAGCAAACCUUACCAUCCUACUCUCAAGAUCAAAAGAAAAGCCAGUAUUUGGUUGGUCAUGAAGAUCCAUUUCCAACAUUUUCUUCCACAGCAGCUCAAAUGCUUCAUGACCAUAAAAAAUUCAUCACUAGGAACCUAUCAUCAUCACAAAAUCAAACACAUGCAGCUGCAGCCAAACAUGAUUCUGCUCAGAAGAAGUGUGCAUCUACAGAGUCAUCAGAUGAGAAUGAUGCUUCAGUUCCAAGUACAACAUUCUUAAAGAGGAGUUACUUGAUUUAUGUCCUUCUGUCACUUUUCUCUUCAGGAGGUUCUUGGAAGAAAAUAGCUUAUCCAUUUGAGUUGGUGAAGCCUGGAGGAGUUGAAGGGGAAACAACACUCAAAGAUAUAAACCACCAGAUGCUGAUGAACCCAUCAAAGCCAAUUCCACACCCUGUAGGAGAUCUUGUCACACAUCCCUGCAUUUCAACAAGUGGGUUUGGUAUCUCAGGAAAAAAAGUUGCAGCCCUUACUAGGAUUCACACCAAGGGUAGAGGCUCCAUUACCAUAGUUAGGACCAAGGGUUAAGUCCAUGUCUGGAAACCCUUAUACCAUUGAUUAUGAAUCCAGAAUCAAUUCGAGGGAGAAGCUGAAGCUGCAAACAAGCUAUAAAUAGAAGGGAAAACUCUGUAUAAUAUUGUGUCCUUGGUUUUUGUAUCAUAGUGUUAGUUUAUAGGAAAUAUACUAAAUGGACUGAAAAAAAUAGCCAAAGGUGUGUUGUAGUGUAAAUUCAAUUUGAAAUUUUGAAAGGUGAGUUGUUUUGAUGAAAAA